This is a messenger RNA of Echinops telfairi (small Madagascar hedgehog), 6214 nucleotides long. RefSeq names its product nucleoporin 205 (gene NUP205). Gene Ontology annotation, cellular component: nuclear pore; nuclear pore inner ring. The transcript has 43 exons. Gene Ontology annotation, molecular function: structural constituent of nuclear pore. Bases 1 to 6030 code for a protein of 2009 amino acids. Gene Ontology annotation, biological process: nuclear pore organization. NCBI's taxonomy places the organism in Eukaryota, Metazoa, Chordata, Mammalia, Afrosoricida, Tenrecidae. The record is from RefSeq and is a predicted model, not a curated record.
AUGGCGACGCCGUUGGCGGUAAAUUCGGCUGCUAGCCUGUGGGGUCCUUACAAGGACAUCUGGCAGACGGUGGGGAGCACGCUAUGGAAAAGACAACCUGAAGCUGUCCACCUGCUCGACAUGAUUCUGAAGAAACACAAGCCAGACUUCAUCUCACUCUUCAAAAAUCCACCAAAGAACGUUCAGCAGCAUGAGAAGGUUCAGAAAGCCAGCACUGAGGGCGUUGCUAUCCAAGGACAGCAGGGGACCCGCCUUCUCCCUGAGCAGCUCAUUAAGGAAGCCUUUAUCCUCAGUGACCUCUUUGACAUCGGGGAGCUGGCUGCUGUGGAGCUACUGCUUGCCGGGGAGCACCAGCAGCCACACUUCCCUGGCCUUACCAGAGGCCUCGUCGCUGUGCUCCUGUACUGGGAUGGAAAGCGGUGCAUCGCAAACUCCCUGAAAGCCUUGGUUCAGUCGCGGCGCGGAAAGACCUGGACCCUCGAACUCAGUCCAGAGCUGGUUUCCAUGACAACGCGUUUUACAGAUGAGCUGAUGGAGCAAGGAUUGACUUAUAAAAUUCUUACCCUCGUGUCACAGAUUGACGUGAACAAUGAGUUUGAGAAGCUCCAGCGAGAGAGAGGCUUGGGCAGUGAAAAGCAUCGCAAAGAGGUGUCCGAUCUCAUCAAGGAAUGCAGACAAUCCCUGGCCGAAAGCCUUUUUGCCUGGGCUUGCCAGUCCCCUUUGGGCAAAGAUGACACCCUGCUCCUUAUAGGGCAUCUGGAGAGAGUGACCGUGGAGGCCAACGGCGCAUUGGAUGCAGUGAACCUGGCCCUGCUCAUGGCUCUCCUGUACUGCUUCGACACCAGCUUCAUAGAGCAGGGCACCGAGGAACGCGAUGAUAUACUCCAGCAGCUCCCACUCUUGACGGAGAGGCAGUACAUUGCCACCAUCCACUCUCGCCUACAAGACUCCCAGCUGUGGAAACUGCCCGGCCUGCAGGCCACCGUCAGGCUCGCCUGGGCACUGGCCCUGAGGGGGAUCUCCCAGCUGCCCGACGUGACAGCUCUGGCUGAGUUCACGGAAGCAGACGAAGCCAUGGCCGAGCUGGCGAUUGCUGACAAUGUUUUCCUGUUCCUCACGGAGUCGGUUGUCGGCUCGGAGAACUUCUACCAGGAGGAGUUCUAUAUCCGCAGAAUCCAUAAUCUCAUUACGGAUUUCCUGGCACUCAUGCCCAUGAAGGUGAAGCAGCUGCGGAAUCGGGCCGACGAAGACGCUCGCAUGGUUCACAUGAGCCUGCAGAUGGGCAAUGAGCCCCCGCUCUCCCUUCGGAAGGACCUCGAACACCUCAUGCUCCUGAUUGGUGAACUGUACAAAAAGAACUCAUUUAACCUGGAGCUCGCUCUGGAGUACUGGUGCCCCUCGGAGCCCCUUCAGACCUCCACCGUCAUGGGCUCUUACCUGGGGGUGGCGCACCAGCGACCCCCGCAACGCCAGGUUGUCCUAUCAAAGUUUGUUAGGCAAAUGGGUGACCUGCUACCUCCAACUAUUUAUAUUCCUUAUUUGAAAAUGCUCCGGGGACUGGCCAGUGGGCCCCAGUGUGCUCACUACUGCUUCAGCCUGCUGAAGGUCAACGGGAGCAGUCACGUUGAAAACAUCCAGGGGGCUGGUGGCAGCCCUGUGUCCUGGGAACAUUUCUUCCACUCCUUGAUGCUGUACCAUGAGCACCUCCGCAGGGACCUGCCCAGUGCCGACAGCAUCCAGUACCGCCACCUGCCCUCCCGCGGCAUCACCCAGAAGGAGCAGGACGGCUUGAUUGCCUUCCUGCAGCUGACGUCCACCAUCAUUACGUGGAGCGAGAAUGCCCGGCUGGCCCUCUGUGAGCACCCCCAGUGGACGCCGGUGGUGGUGAUUCUGGGCCUUCUGCAGUGCAGCAUCCCCCCCGUCCUGAAGGCUGAACUUCUGAAGACGCUGGCGGCUUUUGGGAAGUCUCCGGAGAUCGCUGCUUCCCUCUGGCAGUCCCUGGAGUACACACAGAUCCUGCAGACGGUGAGGGUGCCCAGCCAGAGACAAGCCAUCGGUAUCGAGGUUGAACUGAACGAAAUAGAGUCCCGGUGUGAGGAGUACCCCCUGACGCGGGCCUUCUGCCAGCUGAUCAGCACCUUGGUGGAGAGCUCCUUCCCUUCGAACCUGGGGGCGGGCCUUCGGCCCCCGGGCUUCGACCCUUACCUGCAGUUCCUUCGAGAUUCCGUGUUCCUGCGAUUCCGCACAAGGGCUUACCGGAGAGCAGCUGAAAAGUGGGAAGUGGCCGAGGUGGUUCUGGAGGUGUUUUAUAAACUGCUCAGAGACUAUGAGCCUCAGCUCGAAGAUUUUGUGGACCAGUUUGUGGAACUGCAAGGAGAAGAAAUCAUAGCCUACAAGCCCCCCGGCUUCAGUCUGAUGUACCACCUCCUGAACGAGUCGCCGAUGUUGGAGCUGGCCCUGAGUCUGCUGGAGGAAGGCGUGAAGCAGCUGGACACCUAUGCCCCGUUCCCCGGGAGGAAGCACCUGGAGAAAGCCGUGCAGUACUGCCUGGCUCUGCUGGAUCUUACUCUGCAGAAGGAGAACCUCUUCAUGGACUUGCUCCGAGAGAGCCAGCUGGCCCUGAUUGUCUCCCCGCUGGAGCAGCUUUUACAGGGCAUCAACCCCAGGACGAAGAAGACGGACAAUGUGGUGAACAUCGCCAGGUGCCUCUAUCACGGCAACACUAGCCCCGAGCUGGCGUUUGAGAGCGCCAAGAUCCUCUGCUGCAUCUCUUGCAACUCCAACAUUCAGAUAAAGUUGGUUGGCGACUUCACACACGACCAGAGUGUAAGUCAGAAGCUGAUGGCUGGAUUUGUGGAGUGUUUGGAUAGUGAAGACACAGAAGAUCUUGUACGGCCAGAAGAGGGGUCAGAAUCAGAAAAGAAAGUCGCCAUCAUCCGUCACGAAACAAGAAUCCACAUCCUGAAUCUCCUCAUCACCUCUCUGGAGCGUAACCCACCCAACCUUGCCCUCUACCUGCUGGGCUUUGAGUUAAAGAAACCCGUCGCCACCACAAACCUGCAAGACCCAGGGGUGCUAGGCUGCCCACGGACGUGCCUCCACGCCAUCUUGAACAUCCUGGAGAAGGGCACCGAGGGGAGAAGCGGUCCUGUGGCUGUGAGGGAGUCCCCUCACCUCGCUGAGCUGUGUUACCAGGUCAUCUAUCAGCUGUGCGCCUGCUCUGAGACGUCGGGCCCCACCAUGAGGUACCUGAGAACCAGCCAGGAUUUCUUAUUCUCACAACUGCAACAUCUACCUUUUUCCUGCAGAGACCAUGAGAUCUCCAUGCUGAACCAAAUGUCCUGGCUGAUGAAGACCGCGUCCAUUGAGCUAAGGGUUACGUCCCUGAAUCGUCAGCGGUCCCAUACCCAGAGGCUCCUGCACCUGCUGCUGGACGACAUGCCAGUGAAACCAUACUCGGAUGCGGAAGGCGGCAUGGAAGAUGAAAACAGGUCCAUCUCGGGGUUCCUGCACUUUGACACGACGACAAAAGUCCGACGAAAAAUUCUCAGCAUCCUCGAUUCCAUUGACUUCAGCCAGGAGAUCCCCGAGCCUUUGCAGCUGGACUUCUUUGAUCGGGCCCAGAUCGAGCAGGUCAUUGCUAACUGUGAGCACAAGAACUUACGGGGACAGACAGUCUGCAAUGUGAAGCUGCUUCACAAGGUUCUGAUCGCUGAAGUCAAUGCCCUUCAGGGCAUGGCCGCCAUAGGACAGAGGCCUCUCCUGAUGGAGGAGAUCAGCACCAUUCUCCAGUAUGUGGUGAGCCGCAACAAGCUGCUGCAGUGUCUGCAUGCCAAGCGCCAUGCACUGGAGUCAUGGAGGCAGCUGGUGGAAGUCAUUCUGACAGCCUGUCCCCAGGACCUCAUUCAGGCCGAGGACCGGCAGCUGAUCAUCCGAGACCUCCUGCAAGACUUACAUGAUAAGAUCCUGGACGACGAGGCCGCCCAGGAGCUGAUGCCUAUAGUGGCCGGUGCCGUGUUCACCCUGACGGCCCACCUCAGCCAGGCCGUGCGCACAGAACAGAAGCAGCCGCUGGUCCUGGGGCCCAGAGAGGGCCCCUUUGAGCUCCUGGCUGACGGGGUGUUCCCCUCGGGCGAGAGCCCUGUGCUGGGCUUCGCUUCCAUUGGAGACUCGUCCCUUCACAUCAUAUUGAAGAAGCUGCUAGACUUCGUUUUGAAGACAGGUGGCGGCUUCCAGCGCGUGAGGACGCACUUGUAUGGCUCUCUGCUCUACUACCUGCAGAUUGCCCAGAGACCGGAUGAGCCCGACACCUUAGACUCAGCCAAGAAAACCAUGUGGGAGCGGCUGACUGCCCCUGAAGACAUGUUCAGUAAGCUGCAGCGAGAGAACAUCGCCAUCAUUGAGAGCUACGGCGCGGCGCUCAUGGAGGUGGUGUGCCGGGAUGCCUGCGAUGGCCACGAGAUCGGCAGGAUGCUGGCCCUGGCUCUACUGGACCGGAUCAUCUCUGUGGACAAGCAGCAACAGUGGCUGCUGUACCUGUCCAACAGCGGCUACCUGAAGGUGCUGGUGGAUGGCCUGGCGGAAGAUGACCGGACUCUGCAGAGCUUGCUCACUCCCCAACCGCCCCUUCUGAAAGCCCUUUACACGUACGAAUCCAAAAUGGCAUUUCUCACCCGAGUGGCUAAGCCCCAGCAGGGCGCUUUGGAGCUGCUGCGGGCUGGAGUGAUCGUGCGGCUGGCACAGUGCCAGGUGUAUGACCUGCGUCCGGAGACGGACCCUCAAGGAAUGUUUGGCCUGAGGGACCUCCCGGUGUUCAUCCCCACCCCGCUGGAUCGGUACCGGCAGAUCCUGCUCCCUGCCCUCCAGCUCUGCCAAGUCAUCCUCACAUCCAGUAUGGCCCAGCACCUGCAGGCCGCAGGCCAGGUGUUGCAGUUCCUCAUCUCGCAUUCCGACACCAUCCAGGCCAUCCUGCGCUGCCAGGAUAUGAGUGCGGGCUCUCUGCAGGAGCUGGCGCUGCUGACAGGGAUCAUCAGCAAAGCUGCACUGCCCGGCAUACUGAGUGAACUCGAUGUUGAGGUCAAUGAAGGCUCGCUCAUGGAGCUCCAGGGACAUAUCGGACGGUUCCAGCGUCAGUGCUUAGGGCUGCUCACCCGCUUUGGUGGCUCUGACAGACUUCGGCAGUUUAAGUUUCAAGAGGAUAAUGUGGAAGGUGAUAAAGUGAGCAAGAAAGAUGAGAUUGAGCUGGCCAUGCAGCAGAUCUGUGCCAACGUCAUGGAAUACUGCCAGUCGCUCCUGCUGCAGAGCUCUCCCACCUUCCAGCACACCGUGUGUCUCUUCACCCCCAGCCUUUCUGAAACCAUGAACAGAGACGGGCCUCGGCAAGACACCCAAGCACUGGUGGUUCCCUGUUGGCGCCUGCCUGGCCUGGGCAUCAUCCUCUACCUGCUGAAGCAGAGCGCCAACGAUUUCUUCAGUUAUUACGACAGUCACCGGCGCAGCGUCAACAAGCUGCAGAACGUGGAGCAGCUCCCACCUGACGAGAUAAAAGAGCUGUGCCAGUCCGUGCUGCCUGCCGGGGUUGACAAAAUCCCCACCGCUCAGAAGUACGUCCUGGCGCGCCGGCGCCUGGUGACGCUCAUCAACAACCGCGCCACCCUGCUCUCGCUCUGCUCCUUCAUCAUAGAGACCUGCCUGUUCGUGUUUUGGCGCCACCUGGAGUACUACCUGCUGCACUGCACACCUCCCGAUGCCCAGGACCCCUUGUUCCCCUCCAGGACCCUGUGUGCCGGCAGGAGGCUGCAAGAUUCCUUCGCCUCCGACACCAGCUUGGACUUCAGGAGGGGGCUGACCGUCGUGAGUCAGCACGACGUAGACCAGCUUCAGGCCGACUCCGUCAGCGCCUUCGGAGAAUCGCUGCAGAAGAAGCUUCUGGACAUUGAAGGACUGUACUCCAAAGUCCACUCUCGCUAUAGCUUCAUACAAGCCCUGGUCCGGCGUGUCCGGGGCCUGCUGAGGGUGUCCAGGAGCUGAUGUGCCGGGUCCCUCUUCUUACGGGAGAGAGGAAUGGGGGAACGGAUUCUUUUUAGAGAUUACUUUAUUUCUAAAUUAUGAACAAAAAGUAUUUUGUAUUUUUUUCUUUAUAUAUGACAUCUUUUCUGUAAACUUCUUUUCUUGGUCCCAUCCUUACUAGUACAAAAUAAACCCUUUUUAAAAA